Molecule: messenger RNA, 3145 nt
Organism: Passer montanus (Eurasian tree sparrow)
Lineage: Eukaryota; Metazoa; Chordata; Aves; Passeriformes; Passeridae
Gene: SNX33
Product: sorting nexin 33
Exons: 2
Coding region: 826-2520 (564 amino acids)
Biological process (GO): plasma membrane tubulation; endosomal transport; mitotic cytokinesis
Cellular component (GO): cytoplasmic vesicle; plasma membrane
Molecular function (GO): phosphatidylinositol binding; protein binding
Source: RefSeq, a predicted model, not a curated record
UCCCCGCCGCGAGCCGGGCGGCGGAGCGGGGAGCGCUGCCCUGCGUCACGGGAGGCUGGCGGCCGGCUCCGCCACCCCUCCGGCAGCGGGAGCUGCCCCGCCACAGCCGGGGGCUGCAGGAGCGGCCCCGACACCGACACGGGCACCGCCGCCGGCGCCGCCUCCGUCCUGCGCGAGAUUUACGGAUUUCAGGGAAAAACCAGACCCCGCCAACCAUCGGGAAAGUCGGCCCGGAAAGGAAUUGCAAAAUCCCGGGAUCACCGGGAGGUUGGACGGGGUUUGGGGUCGUUCCCGGCGCUCUGCCGGCGCCCACCGACGGGAAAUUUAGGGUGCUUUAUCCACAGGAGCCCCGAGAAACAUCGCUUUGGAUUUAUUUCCUCAUUGGCAGCCAGGGGUUUUCCUCCCGGAGAGUGAAACCUCGGGAUCAGCCUCCCGGAGAGAUAAACCCUGCGCGGACAUGGCAGAGCCCGGCUCUCGGGCCGGCCGGGAUUCACAUCCCGGAGGAGCCAGGGGAACGCAGCUCGCCUGACUGGGAAUCUUGUUUUUAUCCAGGGAAUGCCGUUUUUAAACGGGGAAUGUUCUUUUUAACCGGGGUGCCGGGAUCCGGGGGGGUCACUUGGACAUAGGGACAUUGGCGUCACCUCGUAAGGGAUUUCUUCUCCACCUUUUUUUUUUUCCUUUUUGUUAUUAUUUUCCUGGGAAAGCGGCCAAGCCGUUUCCCACAGCGCGCGGUGGUGAUCCCGGAGCGGGAUUGGGGGGGUGUUUUGGCCGGGGGGGUUGCGUUCCGCUGGCUCCCCCCCCGCUCUUCCCGACCCGGGACCGGCCAUGGCGUUGAAAGCCAGAGCUCUUUACAACUUCCAGAGCGAAAACAAAGAGGAGAUCAGCAUCCAGGAGAACGAGGAGCUCGUCAUCUUCAGCGAGAACUCCCUGGACGGGUGGUUACAGGGCCAAAACAGCCGUGGGGAGACCGGCCUCUUCCCCGCUUCCUACGUGGAGAUCCUCCGCUCCCGCUCGGGCUCCAACUACACGGACUGUUCCAGCAGCCCGGUGGGCUCCCCCGGGCACGAUUCCUCCUUGUACUCGGCAUCCCCCAACCCCGCCAUCUCCUACCAGGGCAGUUUCGAGGAUGAUGAUGACGACGAUUGGGAUGACUGGGACGACACGUGCACGGUGGUGGAGGAGCCCCGGAGCGCGCCGGGCACCAACGGGCACCCCUCGCCCAGCCUGCCGUACCCCGCGGCCUACGGCCACCACCAGCACGACGGCCACCGGCCCAAGCCGGCGCUGGAGAGGCAGGACAGCAUGAGCUCCUCCAAGAGGGGCAGCGUGGUGGGCAGAAACCUCAACCGCUUCUCCUGCUUCGUCCGCUCCGGGGUGGAAGCCUUCAUCCUGGGUGACGUGCCCCUGAUGUCCAAGAUCGCCGAGACCUACUGCAUCGAGAUGGGCUCCAGAGGCCCGCAGUGGAGGGCCAACCCCCACCCGUUCAUCUGCUCCGUGGAGGACCCCACCAAGCAAACCAAGUUCAAGGGCAUCAAGAGCUACAUCUCCUACAAGCUGACGCCCAGCAACUUCAACUCUCCCGUGUACCGGCGCUACAAGCACUUCGACUGGCUCUACAACCGCCUGCUGCACAAGUUCACGGUGAUCUCGGUGCCGCACCUGCCCGAGAAACAGGCCACCGGCCGCUUCGAGGAGGACUUCAUCGAGAAGCGCAAGCGGCGGCUGAUCCUCUGGAUGGAGCACAUGACCAGCCACCCCGUCCUCUCCCAGUACGAGGGCUUCCAGCACUUCCUCUGCUGCCGCGACGAGAAGCAGUGGAAGCUGGGCAAACGCCGGGCGGAGAAGGACGAGAUGGUGGGCGCCAGCUUCCUCCUCACCAUCCAGAUUCCCACCGAGCACCAGGACCUGCAGGAUGUGGAGGACCGCGUGGAUGCCUUCAAGGCCUUCAGCAAGAAGAUGGAUGACAGCGUCCUGCAGCUGACCAACGUGGCGUCGGAGCUGGUGCGCAAGCACGUGGGGGGCUUCCGGAAGGAGUUCCAGAAGCUGGGCAAUGCCUUCCAGGCCAUCAGCCACUCCUUCCACAUGGACCCUCCCUACAGCUUGGAUGCCCUCAACAACGCCAUCUCCCACACGGGCAAGACGUACGAGACCGUGGGGGAGAUGUUCGCUGAGCAGCCCAAGAAUGACCUGUUCCUCAUGCUGGACACUCUCUCCUUGUACCAAGGGCUCCUCUCCAACUUCCCGGACAUCAUCCACCUGCAGAAAGGCGCCUUCGCCAAGGUGAAGGAGAGCCAGCGGAUGAGCGACGAGGGCAGGAUGGACCAGGAGGAGGCGGACGGGAUCCGCAAGCGCUGCCGCGUGGUGGGCUUCGCCCUGCAGGCCGAGAUGAACCACUUCCACGAGCGGCGCGUGGCCGACUUCAAGAGGAUGAUGCAGUCCUACCUGAGGCAGCAGAUCGUCUUCUACCAGCGCGUCAGCCAGCAGCUGGAGAAGACGCUGCGCAUGUACGACAACCUCUGAGCCUCGUCCCCCUGUGUGUGCCCGCAGCCCCCUGGGCUCCCUGGGGCCGCACGGGAACUCAUCACGCUAGUGACCAAAUGACUUUGGGCUUUCUGCCCCCUCCCCGGGCUGGCAGGGAGGGGCUCGCCCGCGGGCUGGCCGUGCCACCUCUUCCUUUCUUUCCCUGGGGAGCUCCCACCCUGCCACGGGUCUGGCGGGAGCGUGGGGGUCCACAAGAGGGACAGGUGGAGAGGUGACGGUGCUGGGUCUCUGCCCAGUGAUUUUUAGCUUUCUGAACACCCACUCUCCUGGAGCAGGGGUGGGUGCAUGCCAGCCCGCUGGGAGAAGAAAUCCAAGCGGUCGACAUUUUGCACACUAAAAGCUUUUCUGAUGGAAAAAAAAAAAGAGAGGAAAAGAGAUCUUUAUUUGGAAGAGAUUUUUUUUGUUUGUUUGUCACAAGAUAUUUUCAAUAUUUUCCAUUUUUCUGCAGCAUUUUUACCGAUCAGUUUUUAACUAGAUGCACAGAGGCAAAGGGAAAUCUCUUUCUCAAGUAUGGCUGCUGACUGGGAAAAGGGAGAAAAAAGGAAAAAAAGGGAAAAAAAAUAGCCCCACAGCCUUUUCAAUAAAAUCAUUGGUAGAAAAAACA